AUGGCACGCUUACCGAAAGGCUCUCCAUCCUCCCCAGAGACGAUCACGAUAGGCUAUCACUACAACUAUCCAAUCUCACUCGGGUCUUCGCCCAGGUCUUCGCCCCUGCCAGACUACAAAGAUGCUUCGUCACAGGUCCCUGCCAAACAUGACCACGGCCCUCCGGAACAUUCCCCCGACAUAUCUGAAGAAAAGCUGUGGUGUUCGUCAUCAACCUACGACAGUGACCGAGCAUCGGGCACGGGCAAACUGACCAAGGAGGUGCAAGGAGGGUCGGCCACGACACUGCCCGCCACCACUGCGCCGGGCAACGAGGCGAAUCCCAGAAUACCAUCGUUAGUCAUAGCGAUUAGAGAGCGGUCCAAGGCUCUCUCCAGGAUCCUUGUCAAGGAACAAGCUACAGAUGAGCGCGAGGAAUACUGCGCGCAUAUUAAAGAGGCUACGGACUGCUACAUUUCUACAGUGGAGGACAUCCUUGAACAUGCCAGGAGGGCAGAGAAGAGUCAAUGGAAGGAUCUGGAGGAGUAA
Molecule: messenger RNA, 528 nt
Organism: Clonostachys rhizophaga
Lineage: Eukaryota; Fungi; Ascomycota; Sordariomycetes; Hypocreales; Bionectriaceae
Source: the annotation of a GenBank genome assembly